This is a messenger RNA of Olea europaea var. sylvestris, 1901 nucleotides long. RefSeq names its product 5'-3' exonuclease-like. The transcript is spliced from 15 exons. Gene Ontology annotation, molecular function: DNA binding; 5'-flap endonuclease activity. Gene Ontology annotation, biological process: DNA replication, Okazaki fragment processing. The record is from RefSeq and is a predicted model, not a curated record. The coding region runs from base 217 to 1542 and encodes 441 amino acids. NCBI's taxonomy places the organism in Eukaryota, Viridiplantae, Streptophyta, Magnoliopsida, Lamiales, Oleaceae.
AUCAAACCCUUGGCUUGUGACUCAAAUAAUCCGUUCAAAUUUGUAUAUAGGAAAUGAAUUUUGAUGACAUUUUCUUGAGUUUCGUAGUUCUUUUUCAUUUCUAGGUGUAAAUUCAAAAUCUCAGGUAUUUGUUUGUACUACUGCAGGCUCUCCUUCUGAAUUAUGCAUUUAGCAGAACAUUGAACUGGAAUUUGGAGAACAAUUUGAUAUGAACUCAUGGCGUGCUACUCCUUUCAGCGAACUCUUUAUUGUUUUGCAAACAGUUUUUUGGCGACUCGAAGAGCUUCUAACGAGCUGAUUAGUUUCGCAAGACCACGUACCAGCUAUUCUUCAAAUGUGCUGUUUAAAAAUAGAUUUGGUAGAGUGUGUUGUAGUUUGAGUUCUGGUUGGUGUAAAGUUGUACGGAGAGUUUCUUCAUAUGGUAUAAGUACAUCUGCUGAAAGUGCAACACUAGCUCAAGAUGCAAUUUUUGAUUCAGCUGACCGAGGAGAUGGAUUAGCGAACCACAGUUCUUCAAAUGGUAGAGUUAUGCUUAUUGAUGGAACAUCAAUCAUUUAUAGGGCGUACUACAAGCUUCUUGCUAAAUUGCACCAUGGCCACCUCUCAGAUGCUGAUGGAAAUGGGGAUUGGGUCCUAACCAUUUUUACAGCCCUGUCUCUUAUAAUUGAUGUCUUGGAAUUCAUCCCUUCGCAUGUGGCGGUGAUUUUUGAUCACAAUGGAGUUCCAUACGGUCACACUUCUCUUUCAUCCAAACAAAGUUAUGUUGCAAAAGGCCUAAAUUUUCGUCACACCCUUUUCCCUUCAUACAAAAGCAAUCGGCCUCCCACACCAGAUACCAUCAUUCAGGGACUCCAGUACUUGAAAGCAUCCAUCAAGGCGAUGUCUAUUAAAGUGAUUGAGGUGCCAGGUGUCGAAGCUGAUGAUGUAAUUGGGACCUUGGCUGUUAAGAGUGUCAAUGCAGGGUUCAAGGUGCGAGUUGUCUCCCCAGACAAGGAUUUUUUUCAGAUUCUGUCUCCUUCAUUGCGUCUAUUAAGGAUUGCUCCUCGUGGACUCGAGAUGGUCUCCUUUGGCAUGGAAGAUUUUGCUAAGAAAUAUGGAACGCUAGAACCUUCUCAGUUUGUUGAUGUGAUGUCACUUGUGGGAGACAAAGCUGAUAAUAUACCAGGAGUUGAAGGUAUUGGAAAUGUCCAUGCAGUGCAAUUGAUUACAAAGUUUGGUACAUUGGAAAACCUGCUGCAGUGUGUUGAACAAGUUGAUGAGGAGCGAAUCAGGAAGGUUGUUAACUCUUAUGGAGAAUGUCUUGCCUUGACGUCAAAUGCUGAGCAGGCUCUCCUAAGCAAGAAUCUGGCCAUGCUACGGUCUGAUCUUCCAUUCUACAUGGUUCCAUUUUCCACCGAAGAUCUGACUUUUAUGAAACCAGAGGAUAAUGGGGAAAAAUUCACAAGCCUUUUGACAGCUAUCAGUGCUUAUGCAGAAGGAUUUUCUCCAGAUACCAUCAUUAGAAAGGCUUUUUAUUUGUGGAAGAAGCUUGAAAGACAGUGAUUCAGAUAAUUGUUUUCGUGUAUCUUGGAUGGUGGUUCUGCCAAAUUCAGAAAUUCAAUCGAUAAGUCGCACCUGAAUUUGCAGAAAAUUUUACAUGCAGAUUCUAUCAUUGGAAGGUCAUUUUAUCUGCAGGAAAUGAUUGAAAGAAAAUGGAUUGGAUAUUUGUAUUGAUAAAUUCUCCGAAGAGGGUUUUAGCCAGUUGAAAAAUCCAGUGACCCAUAAACAAAAUUUGUGAUUCUCUCUUGUUUUUAUCCCCUCGUUUGUAAAUUUUACUGUCUGUCAAAUUCAAUUUAGAUGAGUUACUGACAUACAAGAGUUCUAUAUCAAUCUUCUUCAUUAUUAAUUUAAUCUUCAGCGUG